AUGAAUAAAGAGACUGCCAAGUUGUAUGAUCGAUCGAUUCGGACGUGGGGUGUCGACGCCCAGAAUCGCAUUCUCUCAGCGCAUCUACUCAUUAUUGGGUAUGACGCAUUAAUGUCGGAGAUCUUGAAAAAUGUGGUCAUUAGUGGAGUAUCGAAGUUGACUGUCUGUGACACUUUUAAGUCGCAAAAUGUGCUCACCACACAAGACGACAAAAAUCACUUAUUUUCCCCUGUUAUUGGUAAAGACAGGGUCGACAGUGUAAAUAACGUGAAUUCAGUAAACACGGAACUGAAAGUUGAAAUCAUCGAUGAGAGUGGUAUCACAGAAGACCUCUUGAGCAAAGUUAGUAUGGUUGUCAUAACUUCGCCAGAGGAGAAAAUAAUUUCGAAAAUUGAAACAUGUGGCAACCCCAUUUUGUUCUGUCGGAGUGUCGGGUACACAGGCGUAUUUUACUUAAAGAACGUUAAUGGACACACCAAAAAUAUUAAAGACUGUAUUGUAAGUCAGUACCCUCCUCUUCCAGCUCGCGAGGUUCAAAGACUUUAUUAUGAUCAAUUCAACAAACAGACCACAUACAAUCAAUAUUUGUUAUUCAAAAAUGUUUUAGAAACCAGUGAGGAGUGUUUGAAAGUGUAUUUGGGAGUUGGACUUGAUUGGGCGCCUGUCAAUAGUAUUGUGGGAUCACUUGCGGCACAAGAGGUGAUCAAUGUUAUAGGAGGAAGAGAGACUUAUACAAGCAAAGAGUGUGGAGCGUUUUUGUAUGACGGGGUGAAUAAUAUUGGUGACGUGUUUCCAACCGAAAAAGCCGAGAACAAAACGAUAACAAAAGUCGAACACAAAUGUAUAGACUUGGAUUGA
Molecule: messenger RNA, 858 nt
Organism: Entamoeba invadens IP1
Lineage: Eukaryota; Evosea; Mastigamoebida; Endamoebidae
Product: sumo-1 activating enzyme subunit, putative
Exons: 3
Coding region: 1-858 (285 amino acids)
Biological process (GO): protein neddylation
Cellular component (GO): cytoplasm
Molecular function (GO): NEDD8 activating enzyme activity
Source: RefSeq, a predicted model, not a curated record